This is a messenger RNA of Oncorhynchus nerka (sockeye salmon), 1145 nucleotides long. Its product is annotated as ferritin, middle subunit-like. Lineage: Eukaryota; Metazoa; Chordata; Actinopteri; Salmoniformes; Salmonidae. Gene Ontology annotation, biological process: iron ion transport; intracellular iron ion homeostasis. Gene Ontology annotation, cellular component: cytoplasm. Bases 207 to 737 code for a protein of 176 amino acids. The transcript has 4 exons. Gene Ontology annotation, molecular function: ferrous iron binding; ferric iron binding. The record is from RefSeq and is a predicted model, not a curated record.
AGGCUCCUUCCAGUUCACAAGUCUGAGAAGACGCAUGAAGAAGUUCUUGCUUCAACAGUGAUUGAACGGAACUCCUCUGCCUUCGUCCCGCAUUAUAGAACAUUCCGGAUUAAUGACAUAGCACUUACUUGAACUGUAAUAGCAAAAUAGUCGAAGAAACUCUAUUUUUGUACCGUUCAUUUAGAUAUUAAAGAAAAUCUGCCGAAAUGGAGUCUCAGAUACGCCAGAACUAUCACCACGAUUGCGAAGCUGCUAUCAACCGGAUGAUCAACUUGGAGAUGUUUGCCUCCUACACCUACACUUCAAUGGCUUUCUAUUUCUCCCGUGACGAUGUGGCUCUGCCUGGCUUCUCGCAUUUCUUCAAGGAGAACAGCAACGAGGAGCGGGAGCACGCCGACAAGCUACUCUCCUUCCAGAACAAGAGAGGUGGACGCAUUUUACUCCAGGACAUCAAGAAGCCAGAACGUGAUGAGUGGGGCAAUGGGCUGGAGGCCAUGCAGUGUGCUCUGCAGCUGGAGAAGAAUGUGAACCAGGCCCUGCUGGACCUGCACAAGAUUGCCUCUGACAAGGUUGACCCCCAUCUGUGUGACUUCCUGGAGACUCAUUACCUGAAUGAGCAGGUGGAGGCCAUUAAGAAGCUGGGUGACCACAUCACCAACCUCACCAAGAUGGAUGUUGUCAAAAACAAGAUGGCAGAGUACCUGUUUGACAAGCACACCCUGGGAGGCCAGAGCUAAACCAAUUCCAACACUGCUGUGACAUUGAUGUUUCUGUUCACAACACUACUGUAUUGGAGGCAAGGCUUCUUGUAAAACGAUAAAAAAAUAUCACAUAAGUUUGUUGCUGUUUUCUAAGUGUUGACCUGUAGUAAUGGAUGUUGUAUCAGUCUAUUGAGGUGCUGAGAAGUGGUCUGUGGUCACCACCUGCAGAACCACUCCUUUAUUGGGGGUGUCUUGCUAAUUGCCGAUAAUUUCCACCUAUUGUCUUUUCAAUUUGCACAACAGCAUGUGAAAUUUGUUAAUCAGUGGUGCUUCCUAAUUGGACAGUUUGAUUUCACAGAAGUGUGAUUGACUUGGAGUUACACUGUGUUGUUUAAGUGUUCCCUUUAUUCUUUUGAGCAGUGUAUAUAAAAUAAUGGGUUUUGA